Schizosaccharomyces osmophilus is the source of this 897-nucleotide messenger RNA. It is a transcript of the gene tfb4, whose product is annotated as transcription factor TFIIH complex subunit Tfb4. Bases 1 to 897 code for a protein of 298 amino acids. The transcript is spliced from 2 exons. Gene Ontology annotation, biological process: regulation of DNA-templated transcription; nucleotide-excision repair. Gene Ontology annotation, cellular component: transcription factor TFIIH core complex; transcription factor TFIIH holo complex. The record is from RefSeq and is a predicted model, not a curated record. Lineage: Eukaryota; Fungi; Ascomycota; Schizosaccharomycetes; Schizosaccharomycetales; Schizosaccharomycetaceae.
AUGGAGGAUUUUUCUACAUUAAAGCAACCUACAGGGACCUGGGAAGCUUCUGAAGAAGCAUCAGAUACUCCAAGUUUACUUGUGGUUAUAUUGGAUGCGAAUCCAGCUUCUUGGUAUUCACUUUCUAAACGUAUAUCCGCUGCAAAAGUACUGGCGGAUAUCAACGUCUUUUUAAAUGCACAUUUAGCAUUUCAUCAUGACAAUCGAGUUGCUGUUUUGGCUUCUCAUUAUGACAAGGUUGAAUAUCUUUACCCAAAGCCAGAGACUGAAGAGACUGUUCCUUUGUUAGAUCCUGCGAAAGAAGCAAAUACAUAUCGCAAGUUUCGAGAGGUUGAUGAUUUUGUCCUCAAUGGGAUGAGGCGGUUGAUGAAGUCCACAUCAAAGGUAUCCAAAAAGACGCUGAUGUCAGGAGCGCUAUCCCGUGCCCUGGCAUAUGUAAACCAAGUGCAAAAUCAAAAAUAUAUCCGAUCUAGGAUAGUUAUUUUCUCACUGACUGGUGAUGUGGCUCUUCAAUAUAUUCCGACGAUGAAUUGCAUUUUCUGUGCACAAAAGAAAAAUAUUCCAAUUAGCAUAUGUAACAUUGCGGGUGGAACACUCUUUCUUGAGCAAGCUGCGGAUGCUACAGGAGGCAUUUACUUAAAAGUCGAUAACCCCAAUGGUUUAUUGCAGCAUUUAAUGAUGACUUUGUUUCCUGACCAGAAUCUCCGGAAACAUCUAAAUACCCCAAAUCAAGCGAAUGUCGAUUUUCGGGCUACUUGUUUCUGUCAUAAAAAUGUUUUAGAUGUCGGCUUUGUCUGCUCUGUAUGCUUGUCUAUCUACUGUGAACCAAGAGAGUUUUGCUCGACCUGUCAAACUAAAUUUACUCCCACUACACUAUCCAAACGGAAGUUUUCGUAA